Glycine soja is the source of this 1253-nucleotide messenger RNA. RefSeq names its product protein MIZU-KUSSEI 1-like. The coding region runs from base 46 to 957 and encodes 303 amino acids. The record is from RefSeq and is a predicted model, not a curated record. Gene Ontology annotation, biological process: hydrotropism. The transcript has a single exon. NCBI's taxonomy places the organism in Eukaryota, Viridiplantae, Streptophyta, Magnoliopsida, Fabales, Fabaceae.
GAUACAAGAACAACUCAUGAUCUAUUUAAGGCAUGGAGAAUAUCCAUGGGCAUAGAAAUAGGAUUAAAGACAAUUAAAGUUCCGAAGAUCCAUCUUAAGCCGCAAAAGUCGAACAAAAGAAAAACCUCGACUUUCCCAAAACAAAACAAAACAAAACAAACCCAUCCCUCCUUUCUUCUCUCUGCAGAUGGCACUGAUCUUGUCUUCAUGCAGGUUCGUGAAAGCCAACCAAUGGGAGAGCCAAGAUCUUCUGCAACAUCAUCACCACCUCCGCCACCACCUCAACCACCACCAAUCUCCCUCGUCCAACCCUCCCACAAAAAACGCCACAAACCCAAAGUCAUCCGCGUCUUCCGCUCCGUCUUCCGUUCCCUCCCCAUCAUAACCCCCUCCUGCAAGUUCCCCAUCGACCCCACCCACCACCACCACCAAAAAACCGUCGCCGCCGUCAACAACGCCGCAAAAAUCUCCGGCACCCUAUUCGGCCACCGAAAUGGCCGCGUCAGCCUCUCCAUCCAAGAAAACCCCCGCUGCCUCCCCUCCCUAGUCGUCGAACUCUCCAUGCAAACAACCACUCUUCAAAAGGAAAUGGCCGCGGGAAUGGUGAGAAUCGCGCUCGAAUGUGAGAAGCGUUCGGAAAAAGACAAAACGAAGAUCAUCGAGGAGCCUCUAUGGACGAUGUAUUGCAAUGGAAAGAAGAGUGGUUACGGCGUGAGGAGAGAGGCGACGGAGGAGGACUUGCACGUGAUGGAGCUUCUAAAGGCGGUGUCGAUGGGUGCCGGCGUUCUUCCGGUUAGGGCUGACGUGGACGACGCCGAUGGCGGGGGAGAGUUGGCGUACAUGCGGGCACCGUUCGAGCACGUAGUGGGGUCCAGGGAUUCUGAGACUCUGUAUAUGUUGAGUCCAGACCAGGGGAACAGUGGGCCCGAUGUUACUAUAUUUUUUGUCAGGAUUUGAUCAGACAAUUAAUAACGUGUGAGGUGGGUGAGUUAGGAUUGAUGCCAUCCAGGAUUAAUGAUUAAUAAUUAGGUAGUCAACAUUUAUUAUUCUCUGUACUUAAUUAUGCUUUCAUGUUAUAUGUAUAUUUUCUUUUCUUUUUUUUUCCUUUCUUUUGGCCAAGCGUUGUUACAUACGUAAUACGUACGUCGUGCCUGAAUAAUGUUUAGGUUUGUUUAAUUUUGUUAGGUUUGAUUUGCUUCGUCAUGAAAUUAAUGUUGGGAAGAAGCCUUUUUGGUUGGUACCUGCACGUGAAA